AAUCGAACCUCAGCUAACUUGGUGAAAAAGUAGUUAGCUAACAAAAAUGGAAUAUAGAACAUUAAUUUUUUGGCUUUGCUCUAUUUAUUUAAUCGUUUCACCCACACUAGCUGAUAAAGUUUGUCGGGUAGUAUGUAAAACUACAGAAGGGACAACACCAAAAGGUUCUCUAACCAGUUUAACGACACAAAAUAGUAAUAGUGAAACCACAACAGCGUCACCUGGAGAUUCAACAACUCCUGGAGGAGGUUCUACACCUGAAAAUAACGAAUCUACAACAUCUGAGAAUAGUUCUCCUAUUGAAAGCACAGUACCCGAAACUUCUCCGGUAACCUCUGCCGAAAGUAGUCCAACGACAACUGAAGAAAAUGUUUCAACAACAUCUGAAAAUAAUAAUGAAUCUACAACCCAUGAAGUUGAGAAUACCUCUACAACUACUGAGGAGGCACAUGAUAGUACAAGCACUGAAAAUUUAACUGAUUCGACAACUGGUGUACCUGAAAGUCCCACAACUUCCGAAAGUAAUGGUUCAACACCAUCGGUUGAUAAUACUAGUUCCACCCAAUCAGAAACAACUCCAGAGAUUACUUCUACCACAGAAAAUUCAACUCCAGGUACUUACUCUGCCUGUCCAUGUCAUUGUAUCGGAAGCAAUGGUCAAGUUUAUACAGGAGGUCAAAAAGAAGCUGCUCGACUGCACAAGAACAAAUAUAUUGCUGACAGUAACAGACAUCAUGGUGGUCACCACGGGCAUUACAAAUCAUUACGUCACGGCAACCAUAAUCACAAAGCUGAAGUUAAACAUCAUGAAAGCCAUCACCAGAAGCACGCUGAAGAAAAACACCAUGAGAGGCAUCACCAGAAACACGCUGAGGGUAAGCACCAUGAAAGCCAUCACCAAAAACAGGCUGAAGUAAAACACCACGACAGCCAUCAUAAACAUGCUGAGGUUAAGCAUCAUGAAGGCCAUAAAAUCCAUCACCAAGAAAAAAGUCAUCACCAAAAACACGCUCAUGAAAAACAUCAUGAAACACAUGGCUUUAAAGAGAAGUCUCACCAUCAACAACACCACUUGAAGGAAAAAGAACACCACGCACAUCAAGAGAGACAACAUACAUAAACAUUAGUCAAAGUGAUAUAUUUAUAUACGCAAUAACAUAUAUUUUAAUUAUUAAUAUAAAAUAAACGAUGCAUAUUAUUUAGU
Molecule: messenger RNA, 1204 nt
Organism: Diabrotica balteata
Lineage: Eukaryota; Metazoa; Arthropoda; Insecta; Coleoptera; Chrysomelidae
Source: the annotation of a GenBank genome assembly